Molecule: messenger RNA, 756 nt
Organism: Clonostachys rhizophaga
Lineage: Eukaryota; Fungi; Ascomycota; Sordariomycetes; Hypocreales; Bionectriaceae
Source: the annotation of a GenBank genome assembly
AUGCCAGCCUUUGACAGCCCAGAAUCGUCCCCUCCGCUGGACCCGGUGGAGGUCAGCGAGGACCUCGCACCGCUCCCUAGUCUCAAGACCAAAGGGAACACCACGGUCGACUUCGACGGCCAGCUUACCACCCCAUUAAAGCUCCACGAGGAUGUCCGGACGGGCUGCGGCGGCCAGACGUGGCCGGCGGGAAUGCUCCUGGGCAAGCACCUGUUGCGGUAUCACCGGGCAAAGCUUCAAGAUGCACGGAUAUUGGAACUGGGCUCAGGGAUCGGUCUGGUUGGGCUUGGCGUGCUGCUCGGCUGUGGGGUGCACGCCAAGAUGCUCAUCACAGACCAGCUCGAGAUGCUGGAGCUGAUGAAGCUUAAUAUCGAGCGAAAUGAGGUCCAAAGCCAGGCCUCGGCGCUCAUUCUCAACUGGGGAGAGCCGCUGCCCCAGGAAGUGGUGGAGCAGAAACCAGACGUAAUCAUCGCCGCCGAGUGCGUUUACUUUGAGCCCGCGUUCCCUCUGCUCAUGCAGACCCUCAAGGACCUGUUUGCGCUCAACGUCAACGCCACGGUGUAUUUCUGCUUCAAGAAGAGGAGACGGGCGGACAUGAACUUUGUCAAGAUGGCCAAGAAGGCCUUCCGCGUCGAGGAGCUCUUCGACGAGGACCGUCCCGUCUUUCAGCGGCAAGGGUUAUUUCUGUUCUCCUUCAAGAGCAAACACAGUAGAGCUGCUAUAGGUACUUCCAGUGUGAAAGAGGGACUGAGCUAG